This is a messenger RNA of Diaporthe amygdali, 1002 nucleotides long. RefSeq lists its product as uncharacterized. The coding region runs from base 1 to 1002 and encodes 333 amino acids. Lineage: Eukaryota; Fungi; Ascomycota; Sordariomycetes; Diaporthales; Diaporthaceae. The transcript has a single exon. The record is from RefSeq and is a predicted model, not a curated record.
AUGUUUCGACAGCCUCUAAGCUACGACCCCAAGUUCGAUGCCCUCACUCUGUACGAAUCAUUCCACGAAGAGGUUCUCAUCCUCUCUAAUGCACCAGUGCACCUGCAAGUGCCUAAUAUCGACAUCAGGAAGCGUGGUGCUUCUACUCAAGUGGCCACUCCACCAGCUGUAUGGUUCAAAAAGGACGUGGGGUACUACCUUGACAGGGCGUCUGAAAUCUGCGCAAGAAACAAGGCGGCACUGAAGCGAUCAUAUUUGCCCGCUCCAUACAGCCCCUGUAUACUUGAGAGCGAGGCAGACAUCGUCCGCUCCGCAGCACUGUGGCUGCUUCAUCCCGUCAUCAUAGCUCUACAGAGCGAGUUCAAGAGUGUCGGUUGCUAUGCUGAAGUAACAAUUGAUGACUGCCGGUGUGAUGCUCUCAUCAAAAUCAACGGGGAAACCAUCGUUGUGCUGGAAUACAAGAACAGAGGUCACAUCAAGAUGUCCGAGUUUGAGGAAGGCCUCAUUACGGACUCUUCAUACGCGAACCGUGUCAACAUCCUAAGCACAAUCAAUGAUGUCCAGCAGGACGAUGACCAAAGUGCCAUGGGCCACAAUGCUGUGUGUCUGACCAAGCAGGCCGCCGCCUACUCUACAAAGUGGAAGACACGGUACGUGGGGCUGUUUGACUGGGACAACUUCUUUCUCUGGCAUUUCGCGGGCAAAGACUUCCGACCGCGGCGGGCAGGCACAUCUACGACAGUUGGCCAUGACGGCCACGCCACGUGGGCAUAUGGGACGCCGGUCCGGAGAAGGGAAGACUACCGCAAGGCACUGCUGGGUUUUAUCUUGGAGGCAUUCCAGGAUCGCAAUAACGCGAAAUUCACGCAACCUAGAGAGCCUCCGUUUGAGUUGUCACCACAGCAGAAAGCGAAGAAGCGAGCGGAGGCAGAAGAGCGAAGGCGGCAGCAGCUCAACGCGCAGCAAGCAUCAAAUGCCAACGUGUACGGCCGGAGAGGUUGA